AUGUCAAAUAGUUUAUCUAAUGUUAAUUUAACGCAAGAAGUCUUGUCGUUUCGUAACGAAACAUUUUAUAAUUUAGUCGAACAACAAUGUGGUAGUGUUGCUCUUGAAAUUAUGCAGGUACAGGAUGUAUCAUCCGUCGAUUGUCUUCUUGAAACUGGGGAUAUUUUUUCUAUCCUACAACUUGAUUCAGAUGAACUUAUUCCAAUCAAAAGGAAAGCAGGCAUUUUUCUCAAUGAUGGUGGUUUUGUUUUGAAAAAAGGAUUGGUGUACAAAGUUGAAACUUUUUUUAAUACUCUUAAUAUUCUUAACCAACAACACUUGAAAUCUACUGCUCCAAAAAAUUCAAAUAACUCUUCUGAUAUAAUUGUACCUGAAUGUCUUCUGCAAAAAUUUCCAUUUAUUAAAACACUCAUCAUCUAUUCAAACCUUAUUAUCAAGAGCAAAUAUGACUUUACACUCUUAAAUAUUAUAUUAAAUAAUAUGUUUCGAAAUUGCAUAACCGAAGAAAAAGGUUUUCGUUAUGAAGCUAUUGUACGACAAUUUGCAACUAGUUUAUACAUACUUGGAGGUCGUACUUCAUAUGAAUUUAUUCGUAUAAAUAUUCCAGCAUUUCUUCCAAGUGUUCAAAUUAUUCAGUCAUUUAUCGCUGCUUCAGAUAAUCACCUAACUGAAGCACUAUUUAAUUUUGAAGGCGCGUAUAAUUAUUUCAAUUCUAUUCAAUCAACAUUAGGUUUUAUUGCAGAAGAUACUACAACAGUCGUUCCUAAAAUUACGUAUGAUACGACAUCAAACACGUUUGUCGGUUUUAGUCUUCCACUAGAUAAUAAUGGAUUGCCAAUCAUUAACUCUUAUAAAACAGACUCGUUUACUUGCCUUGAACAAUGGUAUUAUAAUGUACCGACAGCAAAAUCACUUAAUGCCUUUCUCAUUCAACCUCUUUCUGUCUUAUCUAGCAACAAGUCGCCGUAUGUUCUAGCCGCUUAUGGCACAGAUAAUAAAUUCAUAUCAUCAGAUGUUAUUUCUCGUUGGCAUCAUAUUUAUCAACAAUGUAAAGCUAAAGGAAUUCGCAUUGUUGGUUUUUCAACUGAUUGUGAUAGUCGUUAUUUACAUGCUAUGCGAGUAUCUCUUGGCUUUUUUGCUGAAUUUGUUUAUGAUGAUCAUCCAGAUUUAUUUUCUAUUGAUCUUCCAAAUAGUUGGUCGUGGUUUUUCAUGCAGCAUAAACAGCUAUAUAUUUGUUUCCAAGAUGCAGUUCACAUCUGUACUAAACUGCGCAAUCGAUUACUUUCUGAAACAACACAUCUACUUUUAGGAGACCAAUUAAUUAACAUUGAACCACUUAUAUACAUGAUUAACAAUUAUUCGAAACUCGAUCAUUCAUUAGUACUUUCCGAUGUGAAUCCAAAAGAUCGUCAAAAUUAUAGUUCAACAGAAAAAAUUUCUAAUGAUAAUGUAUUAAUUUUACUUGAACAAAUUCCAAACUCAUUAGGUUUAAAUAUUUAUUUGCAGGGACAACUUCCAGUAGACGCUCUUAAUGUUUGGCUAGAAAAUUCGCAAACAUGCGGAGGUGCAUUCAGAUCAGCAAGAGCGAUAUCAAGUAAUUCUUCAGGUGGAGUGAAUUUCACGGUUUCACAAUUUCUUAAUCGAAUAAAUAAAUUAUCAGCACUGUUAAACAUCAAAAGUAAUGCAAAUCAAAAUAAUCUUCGUUUUCCGCAACAUCAUAAGUUAUCUAGAAAAUUACCGAACACUUCAAAUCCAACAAGUACAAUUAGUCUUUCUAAAACAGAUAUUGAAAAUAGUGUACGAACAUCAUACAAUCAUGUAACUAAACUUUUUAAUCAAUUGAAAAUGAAAGAAAUCUUAAAAAAUGGACAAGUAUUAUCAAUCGAAGAAAUGAGUAAUGUUAUUUCACACAAAUUAGAAGAAUUCUGGUCGACAGAAAAUAUUAUCAUUAACAGCCAGAGUGCAAGUUCAAAUUUUGAAUCAGACGAUGAAACAAAUUUUGAUGAAUAUGAAAAUUUUACUAAUAAUUACGAUAGUGAUGAAGAAUUCGAAUUAAAUGAUAAUUUCGACGUGUUCAAUAAUGCGAAUAUUUCGACGAAUCGUGGAAUGCGAUUAUUUGAUAAUUACGAAUUAAAUGAAUACCGUCUUGGAAAUAAUUAA
Molecule: messenger RNA, 2160 nt
Organism: Rotaria sordida
Lineage: Eukaryota; Metazoa; Rotifera; Eurotatoria; Philodinida; Philodinidae
Source: the annotation of a GenBank genome assembly